Molecule: messenger RNA, 4166 nt
Organism: Diceros bicornis minor
Lineage: Eukaryota; Metazoa; Chordata; Mammalia; Perissodactyla; Rhinocerotidae
Product: disintegrin and metalloproteinase domain-containing protein 20-like
Exons: 1
Coding region: 389-2590 (733 amino acids)
Biological process (GO): proteolysis; male gonad development
Cellular component (GO): external side of plasma membrane; plasma membrane; sperm head plasma membrane
Molecular function (GO): metalloendopeptidase activity
Source: RefSeq, a predicted model, not a curated record
GGUUCAACACUUAUCCACCUGUGACGAAUCUCCUUCAUCUAGCUCUUCCCCUAGAAACCUGCCCUUCCCCAUUCCCUCCCCUUACCUAUAUAUAAGAAGAGACAAUCUCAUGUUUCAUAGAUUCAAGCCUUGUCCCAACUAAAGAAUCACUUUUACUUAGUUUCUUCUUUCUCUCUCUCCCACCCUCCCUCUGCUACCCACCCACCCUAGCUCUUCUUUCUAUUUUCACUUUCAGCACUGCAGCUCUGAUGAUCCAGCCCUGCUAGGACACAGAUCCAUAAAGGUCAGCCCCACACCCUGAGCAGCUCAGAGGGAGGAGCCAGACCAGCAGUGCCUCAAGCCCUGCUUUUCUGCUCUGGACAGAUGGCUCCAUAACGACAGCUCCAUAAUGGCAGUGGGUGAGACCCUGGUGCACAUCAGGGUCACUCUUCUGCUGCUCUGGUUUAGGGUGUCUGUGUUCAUUUCUGGACACUCUCAGUCCAGGCCCUCCCAGCACCACUUCUCCCCAGAAUUGGUGAUCCCCUUGAAGGUGACUGGCAGCAGCAGAGGUGCAGAGGCUCCUGGCUGGCUCUACUACAGCCUGCGGUUUGGGGGCCAGAGACACAUUGUCUACUUGAAGGUCAAGAAGCUCUUGGUUUCCAGACAUCUGCCGGUGUUCACCUACACAGACCAGGGUGCCCUCCACCAGGAUCAGCCUUUUGUUCCUGAUGACUGCUACUAUCAUGGUUAUGUGGAGGGGGUCCCCGAGUCCCUGGUUGCCCUCAGUACCUGUUCUGGGGGCUUUCGAGGAAUGCUACAGAUAAAUGACCUUGCUUAUGAAAUCGAGCCAAUUAGGUUUUCUGCCACAUUUGAACACCUGGUCUACAAGAUAGACAACGAUGAUACACACUUCCCACCCAUGAGAUGUGGGUUAACAGAAGAGGAAAUAGCACGCCAAUUGAAGAUGCAAGAGUCGUAUAAUUCCACUCUGAUGCAAAGUUCUUAUACAGGCUGGUGGACUCACUUGCGGUUUCUUGAGCUGGUAGUGGUCGUAGACCAUCUUCGAUACGUUCACUCUGAAAGUAAUGUGUCAGUAGUGCAGUACGAAAUAUUUAAUGUCGUCAAUAUAAUGGAUAUCCUCUAUCGACCUCUCGAGCUUGAUGUAAUUUUGACUGGGAUGGAGAUCUGGAAUGAACGAAACCCAGUUGCCACAGAUGACAUAGAUAAGCUUGUGAUCGAUUUUGCUGUUUGGAAGUCUUUUCAACUUGAGGCCCGACUGCCACAUGAUGCUGCCCAUCUUUUCAUAAAAAAAUCAUUUGGCAUAAAGCUUGGUGUUGCCUACGUUGGAGGAAUAUGCCAGAGUCCUUUUAAUUCUGGAGUUGAUGUUUUCGAAGAUGAAAGUCUGUUUUCUUUUGCACUUGUUGUGUCCCAUGAGCUUGGUCAUAAUUUGGGUAUGGAGCAUGAUGAUCAAUGGUGUGUGUGUGCACUUCAGUGGUGCAUAAUGUAUCCCUCCAGACAGGUUACAAAUAAAUUCAGCAACUGCAGUUAUGCCCAGUACUGGGACAAUACUUUCCGCACUGGAUUAUGUAUUCACCCUCCUCCACGUCCAGGGAAUAUCUUUAGGGUGAAGUUUUGUGGGAACCUAGUGGUUGAAGAAGGAGAGGAGUGUGACUGUGGAACCACACACCAGUGUGUAAAUGAUCCCUGUUGUCUACUGAACUGCACUCUGAAGUCUGGAGCUGCUUGUGCUUUUGGGCUUUGUUGCAAAGACUGCAAGAUGAUGCCAUCAGGGACUUUGUGCCGACAACAGAUCGGUGAAUGUGACCUUCCAGAGUGGUGCAAUGGGACAUCCCAUCAGUGCCCAGACGACGUAUAUGUGCAGGAUGGGAUUCCCUGUAGUGACAGUGCCUACUGCUAUCAAAAGAGCUGUAAUAACCAUAACGGACAGUGCAGGGAGAUUUUUGGUAAAGAUGCAAGGAGUGCAUCUCAGAAUUGCUACCAGGAAAUCAACACCCAAGGAAAUCGAUUUGGUCACUGUGAUAUAAAAGGCACAGUAUACGUAAAAUGUAAUCCCUCUGAUAUCCUGUGUGGCAGAAUUCAAUGUGAAAAUGUGGGAGUAAUUCCUAAACUGAUAGGACAUUCUACAGUGCAUCAGGUUCACUUCAAUAACACCACUUGCUGGGGCACCGAUUAUCAUUUAGGGAUGUCCAUACCUGAUAUUGGUCAAGUGAAAGAUGGCACAGUGUGUGGUCCAGAAAAGAUGUGCAUCCGCAAGCAGUGUGUCGAUAUGGUUUUUCCUUCCCAUGACUGUAAGCCUGAGACCUGCAGCAUGAAGGGAGUCUGCAAUAAUAAACAGCACUGCCACUGCAACCGUGGAUGGGCACCUCCGUACUGCGAGCACAAAGGCAAUGGAGGCAGUGAUGAUAGCGGCCCACCUCCUAAGUACCAGAUGGAAGAGUUAGAAGUGCAGGAUAAGGUGGGUUACCUGUCAGUAUUGUGGCUUAUUCCUUUGAUUCUUUUAAUUUUAUUUUGCUGCCUUGUGCUUUAUAAGAAACACACAAAAGAGGAGGAGGGGGAAGAGGAAGAAGAGGAGAGGGAGGAAGAUGAGUAAAUCAAGAAGAAAAGGAAGACAAGCCUCCUUCGUUAAAAAUAUCUCUAGUUUUUCUUUUAAUAGUAGAGAAACAUUAGGGCAUGUCUGACUGUUUAAAGAAAACUUUAAGGAUCCCUCUGGCCAGGAUCAUAAACAUUCAUAUUACACCAAAGGAUUCCUAGGAUGCUCUCACUUACUCUUCGGUGUUUAAAGCAAUAUUAAAAGUGCAUUUUUUCUGGAAGCUGUCUCUUUAUUUUUCCUGAGCAAAGACACUUUUUUAAAAAUUGGAUUACAGUUGGCAUACAAUAUUAUGUUAGUUUCAGGCAUACAACAUAGCGAUUUGACAUUCAUGUACUUUACAAAGUGAUCCCCAUGAUAGGUCUAGUAACCAUGUGUCACCAUACGGAGUUAUUACAAUAAUAUCGACUCUAUUCCCUAUGCUGUACAUGACAUCCCCGUAACAUUUCAAGUUGGAGGUUUGUACCUCUUAAUCCCCUCAGCUAUUUUUCCCAUCUCCACACUCCCCUCCCCUUUGGUGACUACCAGUUUGCUCUUUGUAUCUGUGAGUUUGUUUUGUUUUAUUUGUUCCUUUGUUUUCUUUUUUAGAUUCCACAUAUAAGUGAAAUCAUAUGGUAUUUGUCUUUUUCUGUCUGGCCUAUUUCACUUAGCAUAGGUCCAUCCAUGUUGUCGCAAAUGGCAAUAUUUCAUUCCUUUUUAUGGCUGAGUAAUAUUCCAUUGUAUAUGUAUACCACGUCAUCUUUAUCCGUUCAUCUGUCGAUGGAAACUUAGGUUGCUUCCAUGUUUUAGUUCUUGUAAGUAAUGCUGCAGUGAACAUAGGGGUGCAUAUAUCUUUUCGAAGUAGUAUUUUCAUUUUUUUUUGGAUAAAUCCCCAGAAGUGGAAUUGCUGGAUCAUGUGAUAGGCCUGUUUUAAAUUUUUUUGAGGAACCUCCAUACGGGUUUUCCGUAGUGGCCUCACCAGUCAGUGUACAUUCCCCUCAACGGUGCAGGAGGGUUUGCUUUUCUCUAUAUCCUCACCAACAGCUGUUAUUUGUUGUCUUUUUGAUAAUAGCCAUUCUGACAGGUGUUAGGUGAUAGCUCAUUGUGAUUUUGAUUUGCAUUUCUCUGAUGAUCAGUGAUGUUGAGAAUCUUUUCACGUGUCUGUUGGCCAUCUGUAUGUCUUCUUUGGUAAAACGUCUAUUCAGAUCUUCUGCCCAUUUUUUAGAUCAGAUUUUUUUUUAUAUUGAGUUGUCUGAAUUCUUUAUAUAGUUUGGAUAUUGAACUCUCAUUGGAUAUAUCAUUUCAAAUAUCUUCCCCCAUUCAGUAGGUUGCCUUUGCAUUUUGUUGAUGGUUUCUUUCACUGUGCAAAAGCUUUGUAGUUUGAUGAAGUCCCAUUUGUUUAUUUUUGCUUUUGUUGCCCUUGUCUGAGAAGACAUAUCCAAAACUAUGCUGCUAAGACUGAUAUCAAAGAGUUUACUGCCUAUGUUUUCUUCUAGGAGUUUUAUGAUUUCCGAUGUGACAUAUGAGUCUUUAAUCUAUUUUGUGUUAAUUUUUGUAUGUGGUGUUAAGAAAGUGGUCCAGUUUCAUUCUUUUGCAUGUA